GGAAGGAGGGCGUUGGGAGCUGAGGCCCCACCUUUCAUUCCAGCAAGUGCAAAGGCAGAGUGGGGAUGAGUCACGGGCAAAGACGCUCAGAUUCCCACAGGUGAGGGGACUCGACAGGCUCUUCUCUCCAGAAAAACGUGGAGCUCGCGCCUCCCGAAGUGGCCUUGGCAGGGUGUCGGAGCCCUCGGUCUGCCCGGUCUGGUCUCUGGGACCAGGGCUGGGUUUCCCUCAUGUAUGGCAAGAGCCUUAUGCGGGCUGUGCUUCUUCUCCUUGGCAUACAGCUCACAGCUCUUUGGCCUACAGCAGCUGUGGAAAUUUACACCUCCCGAGUGCUGGAGGCCGUUAACGGGACUGAUAUUAGGUUAAAAUGCACUUUCUCCAGCUUUGCCCCCGUGGGUGAUGCUCUCACAGUGACCUGGAACUUCCGUCCUCAAGAUGGGGGGCCUGAGCAAUUUGUAUUCUACUACCACGGGGAGCCAUUUGAACCCAUGAGCGGGCGGUUCAAGAGUCGGGUGGCCUGGGAUGGGAACCCCGAUCGGAACGACGUCUCCAUAAUCCUCUGGAAACUACAGUUUGAUGACAAUGGGACAUACACCUGCCAGGUGAAGAACCCACCUGAUGUUGAUGGGCUGAUAGGGGAGAUCCGUCUCAGCGUUGUGCAGACUGUACGCUUCUCUGAGAUCUACUUCCUGGCUCUGGCCAUUGGCUCCGCCUGUGCACUGAUGGUCAUAAUUGUAAUUGUGGUGGUCCUCUUCCAGCAUUUCCGGAAGAAGCGAUGGGCUGACAGAGCUCAUAAAGUGGUGGAGAUAAAAUCGAAAGAAGAAGAAAGGCUCAACCAAGGAAAAAAGGUUUCUGUUUAUUUUGAAGAAACUGAUUAACGCUUUUAGAUGGAAGCUGAAGAGUUCCAGGAACAAGAACCCUAGGCUAAGUUGAAGUUAAUGGAAGUUUUUCUUUGGCUUUUCCAGUUGUGACCGGUCUUCCAAUCAGCUCUGCAGUACACUCCC
Messenger RNA from Loxodonta africana (African savanna elephant), 1004 nucleotides. RefSeq names its product myelin protein zero like 2 (gene MPZL2). Gene Ontology annotation, biological process: cell-cell adhesion. The transcript has 6 exons. The record is from RefSeq and is a predicted model, not a curated record. Gene Ontology annotation, cellular component: plasma membrane. Lineage: Eukaryota; Metazoa; Chordata; Mammalia; Proboscidea; Elephantidae. The coding region runs from base 231 to 878 and encodes 215 amino acids.